Gaeumannomyces tritici R3-111a-1 is the source of this 4204-nucleotide messenger RNA. Its product is annotated as differentiation regulator. Gene Ontology annotation, biological process: mRNA splicing, via spliceosome. The record is from RefSeq and is a predicted model, not a curated record. The transcript has a single exon. Gene Ontology annotation, cellular component: cytoplasmic stress granule. Bases 1051 to 3465 code for a protein of 804 amino acids. Gene Ontology annotation, molecular function: mRNA binding. Lineage: Eukaryota; Fungi; Ascomycota; Sordariomycetes; Magnaporthales; Magnaporthaceae.
AUUUUUUUUUUCCCCUUCCCAAGUCGACUGCUCGCUGUCCUUCUUUUUGUCCCCUUUUUAACCCCCUCCUCCUCCUCCCCCCGUCCUCUUUCGGCCCCUUCUUUGUCGUGUCUUCCUUUGGAUCCGACACUGCUUCGACUUCGUUUUUCUUCUUCUUCGCCUUCUGCUUCUUUUUCUUCUUUCGAUAUCGCUCGCUAGCCAUCCUUUUGGCCCGUCCCUUUCUCUUCUUGGUGGACCACCCCGUUCCGUCGAGAUCCCUGUGCCCGCCCGUCGGAGCCGACGCGACAGCAGCCAGGAGAAAGACCCCGACAUUGCGCGUCUUCGGCCGUUGCCUCUCGGUGCCAACACGACCGCCCGCGCAUCCCCGUCCUUUGUUAUUACUUGUUGCCGGUGACCCUCUCGUUAUAACAUAUAUACGUCUUCUAAUAACCCUUGGAAGCUGUGUCACCCAGCCCGCGGCCCCGGAGCAUUCCUCGCGCCCCGCGACCCUGUUGCACGUCAAACUGCGACCUGCGCAUCACGGACCGACCGCCCUUUUCGACAAAAAGGGGACUUCCAACCGCCAACCGUCGUGUCCGCGUUUUCAACGGCCUCCACCGGCUCCAGCCCCAACGGUCGACCGAUUUGACACCGCCUAUCCUUGGUGCGCAAGCCACAUUGGCGUUCAAGCAAGCCUCCGGCACUUGGAGACUUAUAACUUUGUCGAGUGGGCCAAUUCCUACAUACUAACUGCCUUGCUAAAAAGCAAGGCAUCUUCCGCCGUAUUUUUUUUUUUAUCAUUUUUUAUUUUCUUCCCCGAAGCCCUUGUCGACCACCCGGCAGAUCCCAGACCGCUGCAGCAGGAAUUCUUGUACCUGCGCUACCGUCUUUUGCCACCGAAGAGCCUCGUCAGCUCUCGAAAUACACAGCUUGCGUAUUGCAUAGCUUGCUGGAGUCUCGUGACCCCAGCAUCCCCCUUCCGUGCCUAGCAACAGGCACGCUCAACCGCUCAAAACGGCGAUCCUCUCUCCCGUCGGUAGGGACACCCACGUCCCUCCCCAUCUGCUCGGCAUGCAGGACAUCCAGGCCCCCGGCCCGGGUGUUGGUCCCGUUGGCCGCUUCCCCGGCCAUGUUUCGAAGCCCUCUAAUAGCGACACGGGCUUCUCCCACGGCGCCUUUACCUCCAACAUCUCGGGCUUUGGCGACAGACACCCGCGCCGCGGCAACAUUCCCAACAUCAACACCCAGCCCAUGGGCCAGCAGCCCGCCCCGGUUGCCCCGAACAACAACCUCGACAUGGGCACUCCCGGCACUGGGCUGGACAUGUCCUUCACUCCCCUGCUGCCCUCGCAGCUGCUCCUCGGCAGCCCCUUCCAGCCUGGUACCCCGGCUGCUUUUGCCAACCAGCAGCAGUACCAGAACAUGGGAUACCAGCAGGGACAGCCCCAGGGUGUCAAUGGCCAUCAGCAGGCACACCAGCAGCAGCAGCACCACCACCACCACCAGUCGCAGAACGGAAUCUCUAGCCCCAUCCAGGCCCUGUCCCCUCAGGCCUACCAGGCCAUGGUCUCGCCCUCGGCCUACGGUGCCCCGCAGUUCUACUCGCCCCAGUCCCCCUCGGGCGGCUUCGGUAGCAUGAGCGGCUCGGUGCAGCUGCAGCCCACCUCCCCCGUCUCGGGCGUUGUCAGCGGCACCAGCCGGACCGUCUACCUCGGCAACAUUCCCCAGGACACGAGCGCCGAGGAGAUUCUUGGCCACGUCCGUAGCGGGCAGAUUGAGUCGGUCCGCCUGCUGCCCGACAAGAACUGCGCCUUCAUCUCCUUCCUUGACGCCAGCUCGGCCACGCACUUCCACUCUGAUGCCAUCUUGAAAAAGCUCUGCAUCAAGGGCCAGGACAUCAAGGUCGGCUGGGGCAAGCCCUCGCAGGUGCCCACCUCUGUUGCUCUUGCCGUGCAGCAGUCCGGCGCGUCGCGCAAUGUGUACCUGGGCAACCUGCCCGAGGACAUCGCUGAGGAGGAGCUCCGUGAGGACCUGGGCAAGUUUGGCGCCAUCGACACCAUCAAGAUUGUGCGCGAGAAGAGCAUCGCCUUUGUGCACUUCCUGUCCAUCGCCAACGCCAUCAAGGCCGUCUCCCAGCUUCCUCAGGAGGCCAAGUGGCAGGCCCCUCGCCGUGUCUACUACGGCAAGGACCGCUGCGCCUACGUGUCCAAGACGCAGCAGCAGAAUGCCGCCCAGUACCUCGGCAUCUCGCCUUCGUACGCCCACAUGCUGACGGGCGCCGACCGCGACCUCAUCUCGAGCGCUCUGGCCCAGCAGUCUGUCGCCGCCGCCGCCGUCGCAACCACGGCUGGUGGCCUCAACAACCUGGGCAACCGCACCAUCUACCUCGGUAACAUUCACCCAGAGACUACCAUCGAGGAGAUUUGCAACGUGGUCAGGGGCGGUCUUCUGCAUCACAUCCGCUACAUCCCUGACAAGCACAUCUGCUUCGUCACUUUUAUCGACCCGACCGCGGCCGCCUCCUUCUAUGCCCUCAGCAACCUUCAGGGCUUGAUGAUCCACAACCGCCGCCUUAAGAUCGGUUGGGGCAAGCACUCGGGCGCCCUGCCGCCUGCCAUCGCCCUGGCUGUCAGCGGUGGCGCUUCGCGUAACGUCUACAUUGGCAACCUCGACGAGACGUGGACCGAGGAGAGGCUGCGCCAGGACUUUUCCGAGUACGGCGAAAUCGAGCUGGUCAAUACGCUUCGUGAGAAGAGUUGCGCCUUUGUCAACUUUACCAACAUCGCCAACGCCAUCAAGGCCAUCGAGGCGGUGCGUAGCAAGGACGAGUACAAGAAAUUCAAGGUCAACUUUGGCAAGGACCGUUGUGGCAACCCCCCGCGUCAGCUGCAGCAAUCGCAGAUCACCUCGCCGCGCUCCGAGGGUCUCCCGUCGCCGCCUCCCAACGGCACUAGCCAGAAUGGCAACUCGCCUACCCUGACCAGCCCACCUGCCUCGGCUCCCCCGGCCCUCUUCAACGCCACCAGCAACCCCCUGACGCUGUACCUGAGCCACGUGUCCCAGCAGGCCCAACACCAGCAGCACCAGCAGCAGCAGGUGCUCAUCAACCAGCAAGCCGCCCUCUUCGGCACCGCAUCCUCGUCGCCCAACGACCUGUCCCUCGAGGUUCCUCACCCUGCCUCGGCUGGUCACCCGCCAUCCAACGGUUUUGCCGGUAGCGGUCCCGCUUCUGCCAGCUCGACCGGCCCGACGACCAUUGGCGGUCUCCUGGCACCUAACCGCGGUCAGCACAACCGUGCUGUCAGCCUUCCUGUCCUGGCGCCCGGGUUCGAGAACGGUGGCUCCGGCUCCAGCGGCCCUCAAGGAGUCCACGGUGGUGGCGAGCGGAGAGGUCACCAGUACCAGGCCAGCUUCAACGGCGGCUUCGGCGGCCUAGCCCUUCAGGGUGGUCUGAACGGCUGGGUUGAGGAGGAGGUCCCCAACUGAAGCGACCUACGCGUGCUAUUGCAACACCAUUUAUGAAACUUUGCUUCGACCUUGUUGUCUUGUUUUUUUUGCAUAUCCGUCAAGCAUCUUCAUCAUAUUGAAUCAUCUUAUUACCACCAUCAUUACGAGGGCGACGCUGUGUGGACGAGGUUGAAAGGGUGUUGGGUUUUCGAUUUCGAAUUUGUUGUUUGUUCCACGGUGCAUGGUUUGCUUCAACCAUCAUCAUCACUAUCCCGGGGGGUGUUGAACAUGGCCCUGCCCGCAGAUAUUCUGCCGCGUUGCCAGCUGCCCCCUGUUUUCAUCUCUAAUCAUUCGUAUUUCAUGUAUCAUCUUUUUUAUAUGGGUUUGCCCAACCCCGUUCUUCCUCCCACCUAGCUCAGGCCCAGACGGCCUUGACGAGGCGUCCUUCUACGGACGCCUCGCGCCCUUUGCUGCCCUACCCUAGGGGCAAUAGAAAUGGGUCUCGAAUCGACGAACCUCAUGCAGUGGAGGCUCAGCGUGGGUUGGUGGGAGGACGGACACCGGUAAUGAGGCUGUCGCAACGCGCAGCCAUUCCUCGGUCUAACGGGGGUUGACAACAGUGUCAUGCUUUAUUAUGCAUGGUCGUCUCGAGUCGAAUGUGCUCCUUUGGAUAUGAUAGUGGACGUGUCGAAGAAUGCGAAUAAAAAAAUCUCACAUCAUCUUGGGCUGUUUUGUGCGUGAGACACUCUUGUAAUAUCCUAGUCGCUGACGCCAUGUC